AAAAAAAAAAAAAUAAGAGAAAAGCCUGAAACGGGGGUAAGGGAAAGUUUAUCGGAUAUGAUCAGCGGAGAAUAUGCGGUGCGGAGUGGGACCAUUUUUCCCUUUGCUUUUAUAAAUAUGGCAUUGGGAAGAAUCGGCAUAUUUUCCGUUCUUCAACUCUGUUUUUCACCCCAAAAGUUCGCUUUACUUCAUCAUGGCUUACGGCAGAAAACCUUCCACUGGUAUUCCAACCGACCGACACCAUCCUCACACUCUGUCCACGCUUGAUUUCCAAGGCGCCAGUUCGGCCGCCGCCGCCAAGGCCAUGAAAGUGGAGCUGAGCAAGUUAGGCUCGCAAAUUCCCAAUGAAGAAGACCGCAAGUAUUUUACCCAGGAAAUGGAUGGGUUCUAUAUGUUGUUCACCCGGUUCUUGGAUGAGAAGGCCAAAGGCAAGAAAAUUGACUGGGAAAAAAUCCAAUCGCCGUCGCAGGAUCAGGUGGUUGCUUACAAAGAGAUUCCCGAGACCACAUCUCCCGACGAUUUGAGCAAAUUGGCUGUGUUGAAACUGAACGGUGGAUUGGGCACCACCAUGGGUUGUGUGGGUCCCAAAUCGGCCAUCGAAGUCCGUGACGGCAUGACAUUUUUGGAUUUGAGUGUCCGCCAAAUUGAGUACCUCAAUAAGAAAUAUGAUGUCAGUGUGCCCUUCAUUUUGAUGAAUUCAUUCAACACCGAUGAAGACACCAAACGCAUUGUCCAGAAAUAUGCUACCCAUAAUGUGGACAUCAUCACGUUCAAUCAGAGCCGUCAUCCCCGUAUCAAGAAGGAAUCCAUGCUCCCUGUACCCCGUUCUCCCAACUCUCCCAUCGAACAAUGGUACCCUCCUGGUCACGGUGAUUUGUAUGAAUCAUUGUAUAACUCUGGUCUUCUUGACCAAUUGCUGGCUCAGGGUAAAGAGUACCUUUUCGUUUCCAACGUUGAUAAUCUGGGCGCCACGGUGGAUCUCAACAUCUUGCAUCACAUGGUGGAGAAGGAUGCCGAAUUCUUGAUGGAAGUCACCGACAAGACCAAGGCCGAUAUCAAGGGUGGUACUCUCAUUGACUAUGACGGCCACAUCCGUUUGUUGGAAAUUGCUCAGGUGCCCGAAGAGCAUGUGGAAGAUUUCAAAUCGGUCAAGAAGUUCAAGAUCUUCAACACGAACAACUUGUGGCUGAAUUUGAAAGCGAUAAAGCGAGUGAUGGAUGAGGAAACCAUGGAUUUGGAGAUCAUUGUCAACCACAAGACGACGGAAAACGGUGAAAAGGUGAUCCAGUUGGAAACCGCCGUCGGUGCGGCUAUCAAGCAUUUCCGUAACGCUCAUGGUAUCAACGUACCUCGUACUCGUUUCCUUCCCGUCAAAUCGACUUCAGAUCUUUUCUUGGUUACUUCCAACCUGUAUUCGUUGGUACACGGUCAAUUGGUCGUGAACCCCAAACGCAUGUUCAGCAACGUACCUCUUGUGAAAUUAGGUGAUCACUUUAAGAAGGUCAGCAAUUUCUUGAACCGAUUCAAGACCAUCCCUCACAUUCUGGAAUUGGAUCAUUUGACGGUCACGGGCGAUGUUACUUUUGGUGCCCAUGUAGAACUGCGUGGUACUGUCAUUAUCGUCGCUAACCACGGUGAGCGUAUCGACAUUCCGUCUGGUUCCCUCUUAGAAAACAAGGUCGUCACUGGCAACCUCCGCAUCCUUGAUCAUUAAACUCUGUACUUGCAUCAUCUUUUAUUUUUUUUCUCUUUCUCUUUCUCGCUUUCUUUUCCUUUUUUCUUCUUCAAUGCAAAUAUUGUAACUUUCUCCUUUUAGGCAAAGGCUAAAAAAAUAGCAACUAAAUAAAUGAAAAAAUUGCAAAUAUCAUCGUAAGAAAUACACUGAUUACAUCUCGAAUGGAACCAAUCAUGAUAUUCCGAUCAC
This is a messenger RNA of Radiomyces spectabilis, 1924 nucleotides long. Its product is annotated as UTP--glucose-1-phosphate uridylyltransferase family. The transcript is spliced from 5 exons. The record is from RefSeq and is a predicted model, not a curated record. Gene Ontology annotation, molecular function: UTP:glucose-1-phosphate uridylyltransferase activity. Lineage: Eukaryota; Fungi; Mucoromycota; Mucoromycetes; Mucorales; Radiomycetaceae. Gene Ontology annotation, biological process: UDP-alpha-D-glucose metabolic process; glycogen metabolic process. Gene Ontology annotation, cellular component: cytoplasm. Bases 194 to 1714 code for a protein of 506 amino acids.